Molecule: messenger RNA, 1327 nt
Organism: Salvia splendens (bonfire salvia)
Lineage: Eukaryota; Viridiplantae; Streptophyta; Magnoliopsida; Lamiales; Lamiaceae
Product: probable transcription factor At1g61730
Exons: 1
Coding region: 120-1163 (347 amino acids)
Biological process (GO): regulation of DNA-templated transcription
Cellular component (GO): nucleus
Source: RefSeq, a predicted model, not a curated record
UAGCACGAUAAAUAGGCUUAUAUCAAUUCUAAAAAAUUAAAACAAAGCGCACAACACAAGCCAGCCGUCUCUCACAAUUCUCCCACCCCCGCAAACCCUAGUUUCCCUCUGUGAAAAAAAUGGCUAAAAGCCGUGAACCCGUGAAGCCAGUUGAGGAAUCCGAUUCCAGCGACGAAGGAAGCUCCUCCGAGGAGGAAUCCGACGCCGAUCUCGACCCCACCCCUCCCCAAAAUAAGCCACAGCCUCAGAUUCCCGCCGCCAAACCCUCGCAGCCGCUGCCUCCCCCUUCCUCCUCCGACGAAGACGACUCCGGAUCUGAUACGGAGUCUGAGUCCGACGCUCCGGAAGUCAGGCCACUCGCCGCGAAGCCAGUUGAAGAGACUCCGAAAUCAAACAGGAAGGCCAAAUCCAAUCCCACCGCGGAUCCCGUCACUCCGGGGAAAUCCGCCGCCGCUUCGAAACGCCCCGCUGAGGACACGGCCAGUAAGGAUGCAAAGAAGCCGAAGAAGAGCCCUGCCGCCGAGCCGGAGACGGCGGAGAAAAAGUCGAAUAUGUUCCAGAGGCUGUGGAGCGAGGAGGACGAGAUCGUGAUUUUGGAAGGGAUGAUAGAGUUCCAGAACAAGUUCAAAGUCGAUCCGUUGGCGAAUCUGGAUCAAUAUCACGAUUUUAUCAAGAAGAGUCUACAAACAGAUUUCACAGAUUUCACCAGGACGCAGCUGCAGGAUAAGAUAAGGCGGCUGAAGAGAAAGUACGUGAAGAGCAGGGAGAAGGACGGCAAGGAUAAGGUCUUUUCGAAGCCACAGGAGCAAAUGGCUUAUGAUCUCUCUAAAGCGAUUUGGGGAAAUGAGGAUAAGGGGGUUGUGAAGGUGAUGGGGAGUCCGAGAGCGAAUGGGAGUGUGGUCAGGAGAGCCGUUGGAAAGAAGGAUGCUGAUGAUGUGAAGAGUAAGGAGGUCGAGAAGAAGAUGACGAGCCUGAAUCGGUGUGGGGCGACAAUGGAGGAAAGGCUUUGCAUCUACGGGGAAGCGGCUUUUGGAUCAGGGGAUGUUGAAAAUGAAUGGAACAAGCUCAAGGUGGAAGAGCUCAAGGUUUACCUCAAACAGUUGGAGGUCAAAGUAGCACAAACCAAGCUUGUGUUGGCAGCCAUGGAGGGGAAGGAUCAGUAAGCCUUUGCGUGUUGUUUUGAUGUCUAUGGUUUUUGACUUUAUGUUUUUGUGUUAGCAUGUUUAUGGUUAAAAACUUGUCUUUUUUAGUUAGCUGUUAGUUAAUGUUUUGGUAUUGAACUCUAUGUUUUCUGAUCAUCUAUCUAUGUGAGUACCAUUUAUAUGCA